GAGAAAAAAAAUACCGUAUAAAAUCACGUUGCACCGAUCGACUGCCUUGCAGUGGCAACAGAGAUACUCGCGAUGACAGACAGGUACAAUCUAUUAAGUGACCAGUAAAGCGUGUGAAAAAAGUGUUACAAUGGCUGGAAAUAACCGAUUGGCCUGUGCUUUUCUACUGUUGCUUCCGGUGUGGUACGUGGGUGCCCAAGAUGCAGCGCUGAGAAGUCUUCAAGCGACCGACUGGUGGGAGCAGUCCGGUUUCUAUCAAAUCUAUCCACGAUCGUUCAAGGAUAGUAACGGCGAUGGGAUCGGUGAUCUGAAUGGGAUCACCCAAAAGUUGCCGUAUUUGAAAGAUCUGGGAGUGAAGGCUUUCUGGUUGUCGCCUAUCUACAAGAGCCCUAUGGCCGACUUCGGGUACGAUAUUGCUGACUUCCGCGAUAUUCAGCCAGAGUAUGGCACAAUGGAUGACUUUAGGAAUCUGGUGAAAGAAGCAAAGAAACUGGGACUGCGGGUGAUUCUGGAUUUUGUUCCGAAUCAUUCGAGUGACGAACACGAGUGGUUUGUGAAGAGUGAGAAUCGCGAAGCGGGAUAUGAGGAUUACUAUGUGUGGCACGAUGGAAAACCGGGCAGCAAUCUGGAGCAGAAUGAUCCUCCGAAUAAUUGGGUGCAAUCCUUCCGCGGCAGCGCUUGGCAAUGGAGCGACAAACGCAAGCAAUACUAUCUGCAUCAGUUUCACCGGAAGCAACCCGACUUGAACUAUCGUAACCAGAAAGUAGUCGACGAGAUGAAAAACGUUAUGCGUUACUGGCUGGAUCUAGGAGUAGACGGUUUUCGCAUCGACGCCGUGCAGUGGUUGUUCGAGCACGAACAGUUCCUGGAUGAACCGGUAUCUGGAAACUCGCAGGAUCCUCUGAUGCCUGAAUAUCUGGAUCACGUCUAUACGCAAAAUCUACCGGAAACGGUCGACAUGGUAUACCAGUGGCGUGCCGUCAUGGACGAGUACAAGAAAGAACACGGUGGCGAUACGAGAGUUCUGAUGACGGAAUGUUGGUCCGAUCUUUCGAUUGUCAAAACCUACUUCGAAGAUGAGAACAAGGUGCAGGGCUCCCAAAUGCCAUUCAAUUUCCAGCUAAUUAUGCGCUUGGAUGUUAACAAUAACAAGGCGUCUAACUUCAAGACGGUCAUUGAUUCUUGGCUGGACACCGUACCUACUGGACACACUCCAAAUUGGGUGCUGGGAAACCACGACAAACGUCGCGUCGCUUCGCGCAUGGGAGGAGAGCAUAUGAUCGACAUCAUGGAAAUGGUUCAACUUUCGAUGCCGGGCGUCUCAGUGACCUAUCAAGGCGAAGAAAUCGGAAUGCUCGAUACCGAACUGACCUGGGCGGAAACUGUGGAUCCGGCCGCGUGUCAAACGUCCGAGGCUGUCUACAAACAGUACACCAGAGACCCGGCUCGUACCCCGUUCCAAUGGGACAACACAACAAACGCGGGCUUCACAAACUACUCCAAACCGUGGCUACCGGUUUCGCCGUCGUACACGACAGUCAACGUCCAAGUGGAAGAAUCGGCCAGCUGGAGUCACCUGAAGCUGUUCAAAGAAAUGCUGAAGUUGCGCGAGUCCAAGGACUUCCGCAACUGUCACUACCAGACCGCAGUUCUCGGGAGCAACGUUUUCGCUAUUCUGCGAACGGGGCCGGUAGUCGGUGAAUCGAACGUCUUCGUUACGUUGGUGAAUUUGGCCAACGAAGCAUCUACCGUGAAUGUUACUUCACUGUAUCAGCAGUACCGAUUGCGAUCCAGUGAUGAGCUGAAGGUUGCAGUACGGAGCGUGUCUUCCACAAGAUCGCAAGGACAAGUGAUUUCACCGAGUAAUCUCGUUUUGCAGCCAUAUGAGGGUGUGGUUCUAAGAAGUGGAGCCAUGCAGCUUGUGAGUCAAGUGGCGCUGCUUUUGGUCGCAGCGAUAAUGAUUGUGAUGAAUAGGCAUUGAAAUAAAGUGUUCGUGCUGUAAACAA
This is a messenger RNA of Aedes albopictus (Asian tiger mosquito), 2006 nucleotides long. RefSeq names its product maltase 2. Bases 131 to 1981 code for a protein of 616 amino acids. The record is from RefSeq and is a predicted model, not a curated record. Gene Ontology annotation, biological process: carbohydrate metabolic process. The transcript is spliced from 4 exons. Lineage: Eukaryota; Metazoa; Arthropoda; Insecta; Diptera; Culicidae.